Leopardus geoffroyi (Geoffroy's cat) is the source of this 1976-nucleotide messenger RNA. RefSeq names its product glutaryl-CoA dehydrogenase (gene GCDH). NCBI's taxonomy places the organism in Eukaryota, Metazoa, Chordata, Mammalia, Carnivora, Felidae. The record is from RefSeq and is a predicted model, not a curated record. The transcript is spliced from 12 exons. Gene Ontology annotation, biological process: fatty-acyl-CoA biosynthetic process; fatty acid beta-oxidation using acyl-CoA dehydrogenase. Gene Ontology annotation, molecular function: flavin adenine dinucleotide binding; fatty-acyl-CoA binding; glutaryl-CoA dehydrogenase activity. The coding region runs from base 164 to 1480 and encodes 438 amino acids. Gene Ontology annotation, cellular component: mitochondrial inner membrane.
GAGCCGAGUCCGAGCACACACCAAUGAGAGGCCCCAUUCGGCAUCCGCCCCUCCCACCCCCUCCAGAGGUCAGAAGCUUUUGCCUGUUGUACUGUGGACCGUACGGUGAGCGCGGAGGCCUCAGGUUGGCCGUGGUUGCUCCGCUUGCCCAUCCGCUGCUCAAAUGGCCCUGAGAGGCGUUUCCGGGCGGCUGCUGAGCCGUGGACCAGGCCUGAGCCUCCUGCGCGGGUGGGGCUCAGCGGCGACGCAAACUGAAAAGGGCGGGAAGACACAGGACCGAGCGGCCAAGUCCUCACGUCCUGAAUUUGACUGGAGGGACCCGCUGCUGCUGGAGGAGCAGCUGACCGCGGAUGAGAUCCUCAUCAGGGACACCUUCCGCACCUACUGCCAGGAGCGCCUCAUGCCCCGAAUCCUGCUGGCCAAUCGCAACGAAGUUUUUCACCGGGAGAUCAUCUCAGAGAUGGGGGAGCUUGGUGUGCUGGGCCCCACCAUCAAAGGGUAUGGCUGUGCUGGAGUCUCUUCUGUGGCCUAUGGGCUCCUAGCCCGAGAGCUGGAGCGGGUGGAUAGCGGCUAUAGGUCAGCAAUGAGCGUCCAGUCUUCCCUCGUCAUGCACCCCAUCUACGCCUAUGGCAGCAAGGCCCAGCAGCAGAAGUACCUGCCCCGGCUGGCCAAGGGGGAGCUCCUGGGCUGCUUCGGGCUCACAGAGCCCAACCAUGGGAGUGACCCUGGCAGCAUGGAGACCAGAGCCCGUCACAACCCAUCUAACAAGAGCUACACCCUCAACGGGACCAAGACCUGGAUCACCAAUUCACCUGUGGCCGACCUGUUUGUAGUGUGGGCUCGAUGUGAAGAUGGCCGCAUUCGGGGCUUCCUGCUGGAGAAGGGGAUGCGGGGCCUCUCAGCCCCCAAGAUUGAGGGCAAGUUCUCCCUGCGGGCGUCGUCCACAGGCAUGAUCGUCAUGGACAGUGUGGAGGUGCCGGAGGAGAAUGUGCUGCCUGACGUAUCUGGUCUGUCGGGGCCCUUUGGCUGCCUAAACAAUGCCCGGUUUGGCAUCACCUGGGGCGUGCUCGGAGCUGCCGAAUUCUGUUUGCACACAGCCCGGCAGUACACCCUGGAUAGGAUCCAGUUUGGAGCCCCACUGGCCAGGAACCAGCUGAUUCAGAAGAAGUUGGCAGACAUGCUCACUGAGAUCACGCUGGGCCUUCACGCCUGCCUGCAGCUUGGCCGCUUAAAGGACCAAGACAAGGCCACUCCGGAAAUGGUCUCCCUGCUGAAGAGGAAUAACUGUGGGAAGGCCCUGGAUAUCGCCCGCCAGGCCCGAGACAUGCUAGGGGGGAAUGGGAUUUCUGAUGAGUAUCACGUGAUCCGGCAUGUCAUGAACCUGGAGUCUGUGAACACCUAUGAAGGCACUCACGACAUUCAUGCUCUGAUCCUUGGAAGGGCAAUCACGGGGAUCCAAGCGUUCACGGCCAGCAAGUGAGCACACUUCACCCGGGAGCCCAGAUGGCCUCCGGCUCCUUCCCAGGGAAAUGCUACGCUCUGAGCUUACUCAGGGAGGUGGCAGAUGGAGCCAAUUUUUAUAGUGGGAAGUGAGAGACACUGAUUCUUAAUUAUCAAAAUUUUCCCUUUGAAGUCAUUCAAAUGUGUUCCUUAAAAAGAAGAUGGGACUCUCUGUACCAAGUUUCUCAACCCACUUUUAACCGUGGAUGGGAAUGGAUUCCACUUAUCUUGGAACAGAAGCUUCUCUUGACAGGGGAGCCGGGAGAGGGAAGGAGAGUAACAUGGAAGCAUUCUCUGUGACACUGAUCUGGUGUCUGACUGAGCAAAUCCCGCCUCCCCGCCCCCCCCACCCCCCGCCACAGCAAGAGUUCACUGUGUGCCCUCUGAUCCUCCCAUCUUGGGGGUAAGUGCCUUAUGCUGGAGGCUGGAGCAGAAUGAAAGCGAAAGAGAGAAUAAUAAAGAGUUUGCAUGUCUGA